Molecule: messenger RNA, 1331 nt
Organism: Galendromus occidentalis (western predatory mite)
Lineage: Eukaryota; Metazoa; Arthropoda; Arachnida; Mesostigmata; Phytoseiidae
Exons: 5
Coding region: 343-1290 (315 amino acids)
Source: RefSeq, a predicted model, not a curated record
AAUUGUUUCAAUCUUGGUUCCAAUCCCUCUAUCUUUGCUACGGCGGCACCAGCGGCGGUGGCAGCCGCUUGCUUGAUAGCAGCAGAAUCCAACGGACGGACCAACCGCCGUUGGCUGUCAGCGCCACUACAGCUAACACGUAGUCGAUAUGUGUAUUGGAACGACCGUCGUCUUCAUUAAGAGAUAAAGUCGUGGAUGCACUGAACGGACUCGAAGCACACUUUCGACGUGACUGACUGACUCCCAAACACUCACAUCGGGCGCAGACUGCUGCCCCUCUUCGAGCUGUAGGUCAUCCGCAGAGACUGCAAUAGGAGUCUGCGAUCCGGUCUGUGAUAAGACAUGGCCGAUCUCGAGAGCUUGCCUCCUCCUGCGGAGGAGGUUCUUCCCGUCAGACCCAAAUCGGUCGCCGCUGAGGGAGGAAGUCCCGAUGCUGCGGGAGGAGACACGGAAGGCGCGAGGGACGUGCAGAGAAGAUCGCAGCCGAAACGAAGGCCGCGACCGCGAGAGGACGGUCAGGAAAGAGAACAACCGCAAAGUAAUGGAGACCGAUCUCGACGAGCUGCGAAUCCGCGUGGCCAGGUUCGGCGUGAGCGAAAUCCGGAGCGCGCUAAUAGGAAGCUACCGGAUGAUAUCGCUGCGACUAGAGAGCUCCGCCACAGGCUUGUUGAGGAACUUGGAAGGGAAGGGUUGAAUCCUUUCAACAACUACCUUAAAAAUCAGGUGGAACUGGCUAAAUUCAAGGUCACGAGCGAAUUCCUGAUCCGUUGCCGAGCAUUGUCAAUUCUCCCGGUCCAGUACAGAUUGUCGAAUUCUCAAGUUCAGAACACACUCUACAUGCGACGUCUCUUGGAAGGUUUCUCGUACCAAUUGAUGAAAGCAGAGCUCCGGUACAGUCAGAAACGCUGCUCUCAGAUAGAGAGGCUCCUUAGUGGGAGGUACGACUCGCUGAAAGAGAUCUACGAUGAGAGCUUAUUGAAAGAGAUAGUUUCUCUCGUUGAUUCGGUCCACAAACGGCGUUAUGAAGAAUUCUUGAAGAUCAAGAAUGACGAUUAUCAGUCGCUGAUCGAAGAGUACAAUAUAACUCCCGAAGAAGUUGCCGAAGCCGAAGCCUCUCUGAAACGUUACGAGGAGAGUCGUAGGAAGCGUAGGGCAGAAGCUGAGCAACGAUCCAAAGAACCGUCGGACUCCCAGGAUGCAGAGGGUCCGUCAGAUGGACGGAGAGUCUUCCGUCGUGGCCCGAGGAGACAAAACUAUCGGCGUCCACGACCCGUGCCAAAAGACGAUUGAGAGACCUUGAUACUCAAUAAAUCUCGAUUUCGUGCCAUAAU